This is a messenger RNA of Haemonchus placei, 798 nucleotides long. Lineage: Eukaryota; Metazoa; Nematoda; Chromadorea; Rhabditida; Trichostrongylidae. The record is from the annotation of a GenBank genome assembly.
AUGGGAGAUUUAGAAGCACAACGAGAUGAGCUGGAAAUUCUGGAGUCCAUAUUUGGGGAUCUCAUCGCUUUUGAAUCCGAGAACAAAAUACGAAUCAGUUUCGAUGAUGACGUAAGACUAUCAGUGAAACUCCCAGAAAACUACCCUUCGAAGGAGCCGCCAUUGUACGAGUUGAGCGGACCUUCAUUGACAAGGAAUGAUCGUUAUCAAUUAGAAAGUGCAUUAAACGAGACAUAUCUCGAAAAUUUGGGAUGCCCCAUUAUCUAUGCGUGGAUAACAGUAAUAAAGGAAUUCCUCGAGAAUGCACGAGCAAAAAGUACGAUCGUUGAAGAUGAAAGACAGGAUGAAGUCUCGGAACAACUUGUGCUGUCUCUUGCUACUCCUAUCGAAGACGUUCCAACUAUUUACCAUGGUGAAGUGCUUACAGAUCGUAAAAGUCAUUUUCAAGCUCAUCUCGCCAGAGUCAACAGUAAGGAGGAGGUUAAGCUGGUCCUUGACCGUUUGCUAGAAAAUUCGAAGAUUAGUCGUGCAACUCACAAUAUGUAUGCUUAUCGGAUCACUGAGGUUCGAAAUGGACGUGAGAUAAGAUUGCACGACUGCUUUGACGAUGGAGAAACUGGAGCAAGCUCGAAAAUGCUAGAACUUUUGGAGAAAAUGAAUGCCACCAAUGUUUUGGUGAUUGUUUCGCGCUGGUAUGGAGGCAUUCAUCUAGGCCCCGAUCGUUUUCGCCAUAUCAACAAUCUUACGCGUGAAAUAGUAGCAAUGCAUGGCCUGGAUUCACGAUCAUCAACCUCGUAG